Messenger RNA from Chara braunii, 1687 nucleotides. The record is from the annotation of a GenBank genome assembly. NCBI's taxonomy places the organism in Eukaryota, Viridiplantae, Streptophyta, Charophyceae, Charales, Characeae.
AACGGCAGCCACCGUCAUCGUAGGAAGAUGCAGCGAAGACAGUCCGUAUGUGCAUCGGACACAGCUGUUUGUACGUGUUGUUGCGGGAUUGCGUCUCGGAGGAGUGCGGUGGGAAAUAAGCGAAAGGUAGUCGAACUUUCCUUAAGAAAUGAGGCGAAAGGUAACUGUAACGGUUUCAUGAUGUAUCAGAAAAGGUUUAGGAUGAAGGGAAUUCGGGGAAGUCUUAUCGAUGGACAGGCGAGCGGCCAUUGCCCGGUUCUCUCCGGGGAGAAGAAGAUGGAAGUUAUGUGCAAGUCCGUGUAUCGACAUGGUCGGGAAGGGUGGGUUGAAGAUACUGGCUGGGCAGAUGUUGCGUAUGUAAAGGACAAGGAGGGCUCCUACGAAAAUGACUCCUUAUUCAGUAAUGAGACCGUAGGAGAGGGGGAAGGAAGGGAUAGAGGGGAGGAGAAUGCAGCAGCGGCGGGAGCAGCAGCAGCAGCAGCAGGAGGGGGAGGUGGAGGAGGAGAGGAAAAGGAGUAUCGAAGAAUGUACGUUGAUGUUGAGUACGAUGGGAUGGAUGAAGAAGGGAACGGUUCGGAAUCGUCAUCGGGAUUCCGAAAUCGCAGAGGCUCGGGGGAGAGGUUGUCGAGCCUCUUGUUUGGAGAAAGGGGGCUGCUGUUUGUUGUGUCUGUCCUUGUAGAGUGGGCUAGGAGAGCGGCAAAGGCGUUAAGCACCUACUUGCUGUUGUAUCUGCCGCCGUCUGUUCCUCGAGACGGAAUAUCCUUGGCAGUCAAUGGAACGCUGAUUCUUGGCGCGCUUUGGCUCUCUAAGACGCUCUUCCAAAUUGCAAUAACGUUUGCACUUCUGACUUUCAUAGCUGUUGCAAUUGUUCGUGUGAUAUGGGCUGCGCGAACGGCUUCCGCGUAUGUGUUCUCGAACGGAAGGAGUCGCUUCGACGGAUACGAUGAGGGCAUUAAAGGGGAUGGCGAGUGGACGGAAGUGAACCCUGGAACGAGUGCAGGCUGGCGAUCACCGGAUGGCGUCGGAGGGAGGACGACACAAAGCUUCUCCUCCGGAAGGAGGCGGCCGAAAGGGGCUAGCGAUGGGCGUCGCAUGUCAGGUUUCGAACAAAUGCGCGAUAGGGUUAUGCAAGGCUUUCAAGGGGAGUUUUGGGGAGGGAGAGAAGCAGAGGAGGGGGAGAAUAAUUGGACCAGUUUUGGGCAGGAUGCUGGGAGCAAGUCCCAGUUCGGAAGAAGAGGCUAUGGUGGCGGCGAUGAUCGCGACGACGAUGACGACGACGAAUGGGACUUCGAUUCUACGAAACCGGGUUUCGAUUCUCCGAGACGAGAUUCUGAGGGUGGCCAAUGGAAUGACCAAACUACUGGCAGUUUCGCUUACUGACACUGGAAAAAAAAAAAACAGAAAAAAAGCAAGAAGUUUGCCUGAAGUUGCCCUUUUGUUUUUCUCGGCGCGUAGACCACCACCACCUUUUCCACUGUGGGGAAAAGUGGGAAUAUAGCCUACACCGCAUUCUUCGGGGGCCGGGCUGAACGGCGCCUGCCAUAGAUAAUUUUCAUAAUCGGGCGCCGUUUCGUUUCGGCCUCUGGAACGUGUGGGUAUCCAUUCCACAGCCGAUUUAUGUUAAUUUUGUGAAAGUUUGUGGUCCUUUAGUGUUUUUUUUUUCAUGUGAUAAAAAUAGCCUUGUGCA